Dovyalis caffra is the source of this 510-nucleotide messenger RNA. The record is from the annotation of a GenBank genome assembly. Lineage: Eukaryota; Viridiplantae; Streptophyta; Magnoliopsida; Malpighiales; Salicaceae.
AUGAAUAAUAAGUUAAAGCAGAUGGGUUUGAUUCCACUUUUCCUAUUAAUGGUUUUCGUGCUGCCAACUUCGGCAGUAUACAAAUUCACCGACCGGAAGAUCUUUUUGCCAAUUAGAGUGCACGUGUUUUGCUUUGAUCAAAACUUUGAUCUCCUUCCUGUCGGAGACGGCACAGGUUUUGAAGUUUUUGUUCAGGACCCUGAAGCUGCGGCUAACUCGCUUGUGCCGUUGCUUGAUGAAGCGGAAAGUGUUGUGCCUGAAGACUUGUGCCAUUCUGGCUGGUUCUCAGGAAGGUUCUUAUAUGGGGUAUGUAAUGGUGGUGGAUCUGUCCAAAUGGCAUAUGCCAUUUGUAAGGAGAAUGCUGCAAAAGCACCAAUGGUACCUGAUGGACAAGAUCCAUACGCAGGGAAAUUUUUUCUAAGGGGAGCUGAAUACUACGUCUAUGUUCACAGUUACUUGAACUAUAUAUGGGUUAUUGGCAGCUCGAGCCGAAAUUUUGAAGGUUUUUAG